Paramisgurnus dabryanus is the source of this 2475-nucleotide messenger RNA. It is a transcript of the gene mkln1, whose product is annotated as muskelin 1, intracellular mediator containing kelch motifs. Gene Ontology annotation, cellular component: cytoplasm. Gene Ontology annotation, molecular function: protein binding. The record is from RefSeq and is a predicted model, not a curated record. NCBI's taxonomy places the organism in Eukaryota, Metazoa, Chordata, Actinopteri, Cypriniformes, Cobitidae.
GUGUGUGUCUAUGCGAGUGUGAUAUGUAAAUAUAGGUUGUGUAUGUGUGUGUGUUGGUUUGGUCUCGCGUCAAGAUGGCGGUGGCUCCUGACAGCAGAGUGCUCUCCUACAGUGUUUAUAAAUGGAGCUCGUACUCCUCUACAUAUUUACCCGAGAAUAUUUUAGUGGACAAACCUAGUGAUCAGUCUUCCAGAUGGUCAUCAGAGAGCAACUACCCUCCACAGUACUUAAUCUUAAAACUGGAGAGACCAGCUAUCGUCCUGAGCAUCACCUACGGCAAGUACGAGAAAACCCACGUGUGCAACUUAAAGAAGUUUAAAGUGUUUGGAGGCAUGAGCGAGGAAAACAUGACAGAACUGUUGUCCAGUGGCCUUAAGAAUGACUCUAACAAGGAGACAUUCACACUAAAGCACAAGAUCGAUGAGCAGAUGUUUCCCUGCAGGUUCAUUAAAAUAGUGCCUCUGAUGUCAUGGGGGCCUAGCUUUAACUUCAGCAUUUGGUACAUUGAGUUACAUGGAAUUGAAGAUCCAGAUGUUGUCCAACCCUGCCUUAACUGGUACAGCAAGUACCGUGAACAGGAGGCCAUCCGUCUGUGCCUGAAACACUUCCGGCAACACAACUACACAGAAGCCUUCGAGUCCCUGCAGAAGAAAACACGCAUCGCCCUGGAGCACCCCAUGCUCACGCAUCUUCACGAGCGCCUGGUCCUCAGAGGAGACUUUGAUGCCUGCGAGGAGCUCAUAGACAAAGCCGUGAGAGAUGGUUUGUUUAAUCAGUACAUCAGUCAACAGGAUUAUAAGCCACGCUGGAGUCAAAUCAUCCCCAAAUGUAACAAAGGUGAUGGUGAUGAUAACAGGCCCGGCAUGAGAGGAGGUCAUCAAAUGGUCAUUGAUGUUCAGACAGAAACCGUGUAUCUGUUCGGAGGAUGGGAUGGAACGCAGGAUUUGGCAGACUUCUGGGCCUACAGCGUGAAGGACAACCAAUGGGCUUGCAUCUCAAGGGACACAGAGAAAGAGAACGGACCCAGCGCACGAUCCUGCCACAAGAUGUGCAUCGACUCGCAGCGGAGGCAGAUCUACACGCUCGGCCGUUAUCUGGACUCCGCUGUAAGAAACAGCAAGUCCCUCAAGAGCGACUUUUACUGCUACGACAUCGAUGGCAACACGUGGACCCUGCUCAGCGAGGACACGUCUGCAGACGGAGGGCCCAAACUUGUGUUCGACCACCAGAUGUGCAUGGACUCGGAUAAGCACAUGAUCUAUACCUUCGGCGGACGCAUUUUGACCUGUAACGGCAGCGUGGAUGACAGCAGGACGACAGAUCCUCAGUUCAGCGGACUCUACGCGUAUCACUGUCAGACUAGCAGCUGGAGCCUGCUCAGAGAAGACUCGUGUAACGCCGGACCAGAGGACAUCCAAUCGCGAAUCGGACACUGCAUGCUCUUCCACACGAGAAAUCGCUGCCUGUAUGUUUUCGGAGGUCAGAGGUCCAAAACGUACUUGAACGAUUUCUUCAGUUACGAUGUCGAUGGUGACCAUGUGGAAAUCAUCUCGGAUGGCACGAAGAAGGACUCGGGCAUGGUGCCAAUGACUGGGUUCACGCAGCGGGCCACCAUUGACCCGGAGCUCAACGAGAUUCAUGUCCUAUCUGGACUCAGCAAAGACAAAGACAAGCGCGAGGAGAACGUACGCAACUCCUUCUGGAUCUACGACAUCGCACGCAACAACUGGUCUUGUGUGUAUAAGAAUGACCAGGCUGUGAAAGACAACUCCACCAAGGCUUUGCAGGAAGAAGAACCUUGUCCUCGUUUUGCUCACCAGCUAGUCUACGAUGAGCUGCACAAGGUGCAUUACCUUUUUGGUGGAAACCCUGGGAAGUCCAGCUCUCCUAAGAUGCGAUUAGACGAUUUCUGGUCCCUAAAGCUGUGCCGUCCUUCAAAGGAAUAUCUGCUCCGACACUGCAGAUACCUUAUUCGCAAAUACAGGUUUGAGGAAAAAGCUCAAACCGAGCCCUUAAAUGCACUCAAGUAUCUACAGAAUGAUUUAUCUCUUACGGUGGACCACUCGGACCCUGAUGAGACUAAAGAGUUCCAGCUCUUGCCCUCCGCUCUCUUCAAAUCCAGCUCAGACUUCAUUCCUCUCGGAUUUUCUGACGUGGAUCAGACGUACGCCCAGCGCACUCAGCUCUUCGAUACGCUCGUUAAUUUCUUCCCCGACAAUAUGACCCCACCCAAGGGUAACCUUGUUGACCUCAUCACCCUCUAGCCACACCCACAGCGUAGACCACGCCCUCUUUACAUAGUGCUCAGACUCCUCCCACCAAAAAAAACAAGUUAUUUUUCUAUAUUUACCACCCGAGGUGUGCCAUGCACACCUACUUGUGUUCCUCUUAUAUUACAGAUCACUGAUACUUAUUUAAAAUUCAGAAAUAUAAUUUUCUACUCUGGGGCGCCAGGGUUGUGAUUUUGUUUUUUUU